Vombatus ursinus (common wombat) is the source of this 693-nucleotide messenger RNA. Its product is annotated as tyrosine-protein phosphatase non-receptor type 18-like. The record is from RefSeq and is a predicted model, not a curated record. The coding region runs from base 139 to 570 and encodes 143 amino acids. The transcript has 5 exons. NCBI's taxonomy places the organism in Eukaryota, Metazoa, Chordata, Mammalia, Diprotodontia, Vombatidae.
UAGGCAGCACUUCCUGAGAGGAAGCCCAGGGGCCCAGGAGUCUCACUCUCCCUCCCAGAGCUGACAAGUCCUUCCCUAGCAGCUUCUCGGUGUUACCAGUUUUCUUUCAGGGUUUUAGCAGUGCCAGCCAAAUCGGUCAUGGCUGCAACGUACGCCUCAGUGCAGAAGCGAGGUCACGCUCCAGGCCCAGCAGCAACCUGUGAGACAGAACUUGAGGGGGCUGUGUAUAGCACUGUCAAGCCCAGGGCCCUUCGGGGUGGGACUGGGACCCCCACAGAAUACACUCCGGUGGCCUUCCCCAGCUCAGCAGCCUUGGAAGACCCGGCAUGCUCCUCUCCAGGUUCUGGGAGGCCCGUGCUGUCCCCGGUUGUCACCCUCAGUGCCAUAAGGAAGACUAGCAACCCCCCCAGGAACUGCCCUGGGCCCGAGGCCUAUGAGGACAUAACAGACAUUGCAGUUCCAAGCCCGGACCACAGUGGCCUCCAGCCCAGCAGCACUCUUGGCUUCAACAUUCGAAUUGGGAAACCAAAAGGUCCCCGGGAUCCUCCAGUGGAGUGGACCCGAAUGUAGGAAGCCUGGGACAGAUUCCUGCUUUUCUGCCUAGAGCCCAGGCCCAUUAAGGGAGACAGAGGGUGGAAGGCGGGCAACCAAAUUCGGGUUCACUUUUCACAAUAAAGUUUUACCUAUCCUGAA